AGACUGAAAUUAACGCAGAACUCCGAUCCAUCGGUUCCGUUAAUCCCGUACAGACUCCCGAGAGCACGCGGCUUAACCCGCCUCCCCCCGCGCUGACACAGGCCGCCGAGAGACCCGGUACCGCGGCAGCUGCUCGUUACCCGCGGGGACCUCGCUACCGGACCGGCUCGCGCUCUUUUUCCCUGUAGCGCGCGCUGCGGCUCCGCUGCUGAUCCGGUGUCGCGCGCCGCUGCGGGCUGCUGUUGUUAUAGCGACCCGAGCUAGCCGCAGCCAACCCAGAGCCCUGGAACCGCACUUUAUUCACCCCCGGAGCUUUUAACAGCUUUUAGCGGACGCUCCGGGACAGCGCGCGCAGCCAACCGGAGCCUGGAGUAUAGAUUGUCGUGUGCCGGCCCACUGCUCAGAAACGUCCCUAUGGAUGAGUUGAAGAUUGACCUGUGCUGACCCCCAUCAGGAGCUCCCUGGAGGAAGGAUGGAUUUAUCCCGCUCUCCUCAUCCCGACGCCUUUUCCAGUCGCAUGUCAAUGCCAGGGUCUUCCCCCCGACAGAGACGCCGCAGCAGGUCUGUCCCUCAGUCUGUGGGAUUAGCGCAGAAGCAGUACAUCGCCGCCUGUGGCUAGACACUAUGCGCUCACUUUACUGAACACUGGGCUAGGACGUCUGCAUCCCGGCCGCUUUUACUUCCAUCCCAAUGGUGUCCGGUCAGUUUCUGCACCCUGUUCCUCGCUGUAUCUGUUGCACCCAAUUAGGACUGUCCCCUGGAGCCCCGCGGGACCGACGUCUCGAUCAGGUGCAGGGCCUGCCGGGCACAGAUGUUGCCCGACACGGACCCGUCCACUCCUUUCUGAAAUAAGUGACUCAUUCGGACCUCUGGGUAGAGGUGGACUCGUGCCCCAUGGCAUGGGUCAAGCUGUUCAGGAAGCCAGGGACCGGCUCCACUGGCACAGGGGGACCUGCGGGCCCGGGAACGGGGCCGGGGCUGGGGAGGUCCUAUCAGCCAGGCAGCAUGCUCUCGCUGGCCCUCACCAAGGGCCUCCUCAACGAGCCGGGCCAGAACAGCUGCUUCCUCAACAGUGCCGUGCAGGUUCUCUGGCAGCUGGACGUCUUCAGGAGGAGUCUGAGGCAGCUGUCUGCGCACUUCUGCCUCGGUGACGCCUGCAUCUUCUGUGCUUUAAAGAGCAUCUUCAGUCAGUUUCAGCAAAGUCGAGAGCGGGCGUUGCCGUCCGACACCCUGCGGCACGCGUUGGCCGAGACCUUUAAGGACGAGCAGCGUUUCCAGCUGGGCCUCAUGGACGACGCUGCAGAAUGCUUCGAGAACAUCCUGGAGAGGAUCCACCUGCACUUAGUGUCCGACUCGGCCGCUGAAGCCUGCACGUCCAAGUCCUGCAUCACGCACCAGAAGUUCGCCAUGACUCUUUACGAGCAGUUUGUGUGCCGGAGCUGCGGAUCGUCGUCGGACCCCCUCCCCUUCACAGAGCUAGUGCACUAUGUCUCCACUACGGCCCUCUGCCAACAGGUGGAGCGGGUUCUGGAGAGGACGGACAGGCUGAGGUCUGAUAUGUUUGGGGAACUGCUGCAGGCAGCAAACACCAUCGGGGACCUCCGCAACUGCCCUAGUAACUGUGGGCAGAGUAUAAAGAUCCGCCGGGUUCUGAUGAACUGUCCCGAGAUCGUCACCAUCGGGUUCGUGUGGGACGCCGAGCAGUCGGACCUGACCGAGGACGUGAUCCGCUCGCUCGGACCCCACCUCAACCUUUCAGGGCUCUUCUAUCGAGUCACUGAUGAAAAUGCCAAAAAACGAGAUCUUCACCUGGUGGGCAUGAUCUGCUACUCCAGCCGCCAUUACCUAGCCUUUGCCUAUCACAGCAAGUCUUCCAAAUGGGUGUUCUUCGAUGACGCCACCGUGAAAGAGAUUGGUUCUAAAUGGAAAGAUGUAGCGUCGAAGUGUAUCCGGGGUCAUUUCCAGCCGCUGCUUCUGUUCUAUGCUAAUCCAGACGGUACUGCAGUAUCCAAUGAGGACGCACCCAGACAAACCACCAUGUGGUCCCAGUUCAAGUCUCCCCUCAACGGGGAGGGAACAGUAGCUGACGUUUCUCUCUCAGGGUCGAAGAAACUUGACGGCGUGAGAGAGCCUGCUGGCUCCCUGCGGACCAAUCAGGGAACCCACAAGCAACCGCUGCAAUCAGCCAGUCGGCUCAAAGUGCUUCCGGAAAGUCCGGGCCGACUGCGGGAGUCUUCCAGAGAGCCGUCACAGGGAGGUGGAGGAGGAGGAGGAGGAGAGCGGCUGAGGAGAGAGAGUGAUCGGAGCCAUCGCAGACCCGACUCCUUCCAACACAAAGAUAUGGCGUAUCCCAGGUCCUCUUCUCCCACUGAGAACGGUCUUCGCUCGCACUCUGACCAGAGACACCGUCCCGCUCUCUGUCGCCCGUCCCGCCCGGAGCGCUCCUCCUUCUACCCCCGCGGGUCACCCCAGGACCCCCGCUCGCACCCGGACCCUUCGGCCCGGAGACACGACUCCUCCUCCUCGGGACAGUACGAGCUGGGGGACGUGUCUGAGCGCGAGAGGUCUAAGCCGUCCUGGCGUCCGGUGCGGGAGGUCCUGAACGUAGACCGGGUCCUGAACGAGCUGGAGCGCCGCCAGCAGCAGCAGCAGCAGCAGCACGGGAGCCCGCGCUGCAACCGCCGGCGGCUCGGCCAGGAGAGGGCGCUAACGGAGCGGAAGCAGAAAGGCCUGAUGACCAUCUACGAGGACGAGUCCAGGCUGGAGACGGAGAGCCGCAGUUCUCAAGAGUCUCAGCGCAGAGCCACGCCCACCAGCUCGGCACCACGCCCUAAGGGCGGAGCCAACGGCGGCCUGAGGGGUGACAACUGGACGAUCCAGAGGACUGAGUCGGGCUACGAGAGCAGCGAUAGGCUGAGCAGCGGAUCCACCAAUCCUGAUUCGCCAGGCGUAGAGAACUUCGCUGGGAAGGAGCUGCGAGUGACUCCAGAAACUCAGCAGAUCAGGGGUCAAGUUCAUCACAAUCGCGGCGACUCUAAACCUGAGCCAGUGCGCUCUCCAUUGUGUCACGGUAAACAUCUGUUAAAGGUCCAGGGCAGGAACACUGAGCACCUGAUGAAGGGCAGCCCGAGCUCACGACGGAAGCAGAGGUACUCCUCCUCCUGCAGCUCCCGGAAGGGAACCGGCUCUGAGCGGGACCCCACGGCCCCUGAGCAGCAGGACGUCCCGCUCUGUUCCCCCGAGAGCCCGGCGGUGCGGCGGGUCUCCAGGCUGAGCAGCUCCGAGUGCAACAGCUCAGACGAGACCACCAACCCCCCGUCCGAGCAGGAGGACAGCGCCUACCGCUCCAGCACCAGCGAGACGGCCCCGCCCGAAUCCCCCCGCCCGGGACGUCCCGUCCGAGACGAGUCUCCUCUGGCCACACGACCCAAACAGGGCCGGACCCCCCCCUUCCGCCCGCGCCUCCUGCAGGAGCCGUCCCAGACGAGCCCACGACCGGCCAAUCACCGCAGACUGGACCCCUGGCAGGCCUCGUCCGACCUGAGCUCCAAAUCCGGCUCUGAUCAGGAGCGGGGCGAGUCCGGGGCCAGCGAGCCGUCAGACGAGAGACCCCGAGCCCCCGCCUCCAACUCCGCCUCCACAUCUAGCUCCGCCCCUCAGGGACCCGGAGUGGCUCUCACUACGUACUUCAACGUGGACAACUGCAUGACGGACACCUACAGACUGAAGUACCACCACCAGAGGCCGCUAGUGCUCGCCAUACCCGAGCAGAGGGGAGGGGGCAGGGGGGCGGAGCACCGAGACACCCCCCACUCCGUCCACUCCGCCCACACGGACGCUCCGGAGCACAGCAAGAACAGGCCCGAGACAGGCCCAAGCAGCAAUAAGUCCACUGCAAAGUGGCACCCAGUAACUCCUAAAGGACUGGACGAGCGUGGAUAUUUGUGAAGGUCCUGAUUGUUGGAAAAUAUGCAGUUUGAAGCUGAGGCCAAAGAUUGGAGGAGGAGGAGGAGGAGGAGGAGGAGAGUCAGUGGAUGUUUAUUAUUGGACUCUGGGAGCUGAGGCUGGAGGAGAGGCAGGUGUGUGUUGCUGAGAAGGGUGGUUGCUGGGGUUCUGUCCGGGUGCAGGUGUGUGUGUGUGGGGGGGGUGGGGGCAGGAGGGCAGAAUGCACUUUGGCUUAUCAUAGAGUUCACAUGCAAACCAUGGCUGGCCAUUUCUGUGCUUUGGAGUUUCUUCAGGAGAUCUGACUGAAGGUAAGGAAAGAGUCUGAGCUCGCGUGUCUCGGUGAAUUCGGAACGUUGCGGUUUCUCCGGCGGUAAAGUUAGAAUUUUACCGCGGACCAGAACUUUGUUGCGUCUUCACAGGUUGCUUAUGGAGUGCCUUCCCGCUGUCGGUCGUGCUGAAUAUUGGCAUGACGAUUCAUACGAUACGUCUGUUGUACAAUGAUGUCCUCUAUCUAUUUUUGGAGAUGUCUAUGCAUUUAUUUUUAUUCUUUGUUUAAUAAAUAUUAUUUGAAUGCUC
Messenger RNA from Astyanax mexicanus (Mexican tetra), 4521 nucleotides. RefSeq names its product ubiquitin specific peptidase 53b (gene usp53b). Gene Ontology annotation, molecular function: cysteine-type deubiquitinase activity. Bases 895 to 3948 code for a protein of 1017 amino acids. Gene Ontology annotation, cellular component: cell-cell junction. The record is from RefSeq and is a predicted model, not a curated record. Gene Ontology annotation, biological process: response to auditory stimulus; protein deubiquitination; sensory perception of sound. NCBI's taxonomy places the organism in Eukaryota, Metazoa, Chordata, Actinopteri, Characiformes, Acestrorhamphidae. The transcript is spliced from 19 exons.